AUGGAACAUUAUCAAUUCUAUCGUAGUUGGAUGUAUGAUAGAAUGUUUCCUGGACGACGUGGGCUUAAACCACUUUUUAUGGAAGGAGUUGCCGCAUUUCUCUCGUAUGCGUUUGCUCAAGAAUGUUGUCACAGGGAAGGAGGGGUAAGGUGUCCGUGUUUAAAGUGUGGUUGCAGAAAUAUUAUUAGUGACCCUAAUGAAGUGAAGCGUCACUUGGAGAGAGUGGGUUUUAGGCCAAAUUACUGGGUUUGGACAUCUAAUGGGGAAACAAUGCAGGAGAUGAAUAGAGAGGCUUCUAGCAGUCAAACACAUAUAGAACCAGAUAUAAAUAGAGUUGAUUCAGGGAGUAGUUCAUCACAUAUGCAGUGCCAGGAGCAAUUUAAUCUCGUCGAGGAGAUGUUCACUGACGCAUUAGGGGUGAAUGUGGCGUAUGAUGAACCACAAGACUUAGAUGGAGAAGAGCUCCCGAAUGAGAAAGCUCAAAGGUUUUAUCAGCUGUUGAAAGAAAUAAAUAUACCAUUGUUUGAGGGGUCUUCUGACUCUAAGCUAUCAAUGUGUGUAAGACUUUUGGCUGCGAAAUCAAAUUGGAAUGUUCCUGAUCAGUGUUUAGAAUUCUUUGCGAGAUUGAUGUUGGACGCGACUCCUGUGAAAGAAAACAUGCCUACAAGUUAUUAUGAUGCAAAGAGGGUGGUGUCGAAGUUGGGAUUAGAAGUUAAAAAGAUUGAUUGUUGCAUUAGAGGUUGCAUGUUGUUUUAUGACAACGAGUUUGGUACAAAUGAUGGGGAAUUGGAGGAAUGUAAGUUUUGCGAGAGUCCGAGGUAUUUAGUUAGCAGUAAAGGAGUUGACCAAAGGCAAAAUCGCAUUGCAGCGAAAUCUAUGUUCUAUCUACCAAUAAUACCUAGGUUGCAAAGAAUGUUUGCAUCAAUGCACAGUGCAAGCCAAAUGGCAUGGCACCAUACAAACAGAAUUAGUUCAGGCAUGAUGCGACAUCCAUCUGAUGGCGAGGCAUGGAAACACUUUGAUAGAGUUCAUCCUGAAUUUGCACUUGAACCUAGGAAUGUCCGACUUGGAUUAUGCUCAGAUGGGUUCACUCCUUAUAAUUUUUCAGGAAAUGCAUAUUCUUGUUGGCCAGUUAUUGUUACCCCGUACAAUCUCCCUCCUGAGAUGUGCAUGACGAAACCUUACAUGUUUUUGACAUGCAUCAUUCCGGGACCGUCGAGUCCAAAGGCGGGAAUCGAUGUUUAUUUGCAACCUUUAAUUGAUGAUCUCAAGAGGCUGUGGGUGGGAGCGUGGACUUAUGAUGUGUCUCGUAAACAAAAUUUUAAUAUGCGAGCGGCUUUGAUGUGGACAAUUAAUGACUUUCCUGCAUAUGGCAUGUUGUCUGGAUGGGGUACACAUGGUAAAAUGGGAUGUCCGCAUUGCAUGAAUCACACAAAAGCGUUUACUUUGGACUUUGGUGGGAAAAGUUCGUGGUUUGACUGUCAUCGUAGGUUCUUACCUACCAACCAUGAAUUUAGAAGGAAUAAAGAUGCUUUUAGAAAAGGAAUAAAAGUAAAAGAUCUACCUCCCCCUCGAUUGUCAUCGACUCAAGUAUGGAAUAAUGUUUGUGACCUACCAAAAUUCACAGACUAUGGUGAAGCACGUAGAAUUAAAGGAUAUGGGGUUGACCAUAAUUGGACAAAAAGAAGUAUCUUUUGGGACCUCCCAUAUUGGAAGGAUAAUUUGUUGCGUCAUAAUCUUGAUGUUAUGCAUAUUGAGAAGAACUUUUUUGAUAAUGUGCUUAACACGGUGAUGGAUAAUGAGAAGACAAAAGACAAUGAGAAGGCUAGGAAAGACAUGGAACUUUAUUGUAAUCGAAAAGAAUUGGAGUUGAAACCUCGACCAAACGGAAAAUUAUUAAAACCCAAGGCUUGUUACACUCUUACUCCCCAAGAAGCAAAAGCUGUAUGUCGGUGGUUAAAUGAAUUGAGGAUGCCUGAUGGUUAUUCUUCUAACCUGGCAAGAUGUGCUGACGCCAACACUGGGAAAUUGCAUGGAAUGAAAAGUCACGAUUGUCAUAUUUUCAUGGAACGAUUACUUCCAAUUGCAUUCAGUUUACUACCCAAGAAUGUGCUUAAUCCACUUACUGAGAUCAGUCAAUUUUUUAAAGACAUUUGUGCUUCAACUUUAAGAGUAGACGACAUCAUUAAAUUGGACCGAAAUAUUCCUGUCAUUCUUUGCAAGUUGGAGCAAAUAUUCCCGCCAGGUUUCUUUGAUUCUAUGGAGCAUCUCCCUGUGCAUCUUGCUUAUGAAGCUUUUCUAGGUGGACCUGUUCAAUAUAGAUGGAUGUAUCCAUUUGAACGAUUCAUGGGUGAUUCAAAGCGAUCAGUUAAAAAUAAGAAUCAUAAGGAAUGA
Messenger RNA from Vicia villosa (hairy vetch), 2394 nucleotides. RefSeq lists its product as uncharacterized. Lineage: Eukaryota; Viridiplantae; Streptophyta; Magnoliopsida; Fabales; Fabaceae. Bases 1 to 2394 code for a protein of 797 amino acids. The transcript is spliced from 2 exons. The record is from RefSeq and is a predicted model, not a curated record.